Messenger RNA from Orcinus orca (killer whale), 2614 nucleotides. It is a transcript of the gene COL9A3, whose product is annotated as collagen type IX alpha 3 chain. The record is from RefSeq and is a predicted model, not a curated record. The transcript has 32 exons. The coding region runs from base 74 to 2128 and encodes 684 amino acids. NCBI's taxonomy places the organism in Eukaryota, Metazoa, Chordata, Mammalia, Artiodactyla, Delphinidae.
GGCAGCCCCGCCCGCCGAGCCGAGCUCAGGCCGCUGCCACCCCGCCGGCUCCGCUCAGAGCGUGUGUGCAGCCAUGGCCGGAGCCCCCGCUCUGGCCCUGCUCCUGCUUGGGCAGCUGCUGGCCGCCACCGUGACCGUGACUGGGGCGCAGAAAGUGGGACCUCGAGGCCCCCCCGGCCCCCGAGGACCACCUGGGAAGCCAGGCAAGGACGGCAUUGAUGGAGAAGUUGGUCCUCCAGGGCUGCCUGGGCCCUUGGGACCGAAAGGGGCCCCGGGGAAGCCAGGGAAACCAGGAGAAGCCGGGAUGCCGGGACUGCCUGGUGUGGAUGGUCUGACCGGGCACGAUGGACCCCCUGGACCCAAGGGCGCCCCCGGAGAACGGGGAAGUCUGGGACCCCCAGGGCCACCUGGGCUGGGGGGCAAAGGCCUCCCUGGACCCCCCGGAGAGGCAGGGGUGAGCGGCGUCCCAGGCGGAAUUGGCCUCCGGGGUCCCCCGGGACCCUCUGGACUUCCAGGCCUCCCUGGCCCCCCGGGACCUCCCGGCCCCCCUGGUCGCCCAGGGGUCCUUCCCGAAGGCGUUACUGACCUUCAGUGCCCGGCCAUCUGCCCGCCAGGCCCACCGGGGCCCCCAGGAAUGCCAGGGUUCAAGGGACCCACCGGCUACAAAGGGGAGCAAGGAGAAGUCGGCAAGGAUGGCGAGAAGGGUGACCCCGGCCCCCCCGGGCCCCCUGGCAUCCCAGGCACCGUGGGGCUGCAGGGUCCACGGGGCCUACAAGGGUUUCCAGGGCCACUCGGACCCCCCGGGGACCGGGGUCCCAUCGGAUUCCGAGGGCCCCCCGGGAUCCCAGGAGCCCCUGGGAAAGUGGGUGACAGAGGCGAGAGGGGCCCAGAGGGGUUGCGCGGCCCCAAGGGCGACCUCGGCAGGCCUGGUCCUAAAGGCGUCCCUGGCAUGUCCGGGCUGGUCGGAGAGCCGGGCAUGCCGGGCAAGGAUGGCCGGGACAGUGUGCUGGGACUCGAUGGCGAGAAGGGAGAAGCUGGUCGCAAUGGUGCCCCGGGAGAGAAGGGUCCCAAUGGGCUGCCGGGUCUCCCUGGACGAGCAGGGUCCAAGGGUGAGAAAGGAGAACCGGGCAGAGCUGGAGAGCUGGGCGAGGCUGGCCCCUCAGGAGAGCCCGGUGUCCCCGGAGACGUUGGCGUGCCCGGGGAGCGUGGCGAGGCUGGCCACAGGGGCUCAGCGGGGGCUCUGGGCCCGCAAGGCCCCCCCGGAGCCCCUGGUGUCCGCGGUUUCCAGGGCCGGAAGGGCAGCAUGGGAGACCCUGGCCUGCCCGGCCCCCAAGGCCUCCGAGGUGGCAUGGGCGACCGGGGCUCGGGAGGAGCUGCAGGCCCAAAGGGCGACCAGGGCAUCGCGGGCGCCGACGGCCUUCCUGGGGAUAAAGGAGAACUGGGUCCCAGUGGCCCUGUCGGACCCAAAGGAGAGUCCGGCAGUCGAGGAGAGCUGGGUCCCAAGGGCAUCCAGGGCCCCAAUGGCACCAGCGGCAUAGACGGCGUCCCGGGCCACCCUGGCCCCAUGGGCCUCCAGGGCGUGCGAGGAGUGCCUGGCAUCACUGGGAAACCCGGAGUCCCGGGCAAAGAAGCCAGCGAGCAGCACAUCAGAGAGCUGUGUGUGGGGAUGGUCAGCGAGCAAAUCGCACAGCUAGCCGCGCACUUGAGGAAGCCCUUAGCACCAGGGUCCAUCGGUCGGCCGGGUCCCGCUGGCCCCCCCGGCCCCCCGGGGCCCCCAGGCUCCAUUGGUCACCCCGGGGCUCGAGGGCCCCCUGGAUACCGCGGUCCCCCCGGAGAGCUGGGAGACCCCGGACCCAGAGGAAACCAGGGGGACAGAGGAGACAAAGGCCCAGCUGGCGAGGGCCUGGACGGGCCUGACGGAGACCAAGGGCUCCAAGGACCGCAAGGCGUGCCCGGUGUUGGCAAAGAUGGCCGCGACGGGGCCCACGGAGAGCCUGGGCUCCCUGGCGAUCCUGGCCUUCCCGGUGCUGUUGGCGCUCAGGGGACCCCCGGCAUUUGCGACACCUCCGCCUGCCAAGGAGCCGUGAUGGGAGGGGGCGGGGAAAAAUCAGGUUCCAGGAGCUCCUAAAACACAACUUCAGGAAGCGAGUGAGGAAGCGAUGCCGACUGAAGCAGCCAGCUGUGCCAGGGCCCCGCGGGGAGCAGCAGUGUCCUGGCAUCCAUGGUCGGAGACCGCCGUGCCGUCCAGCGAGGCCUGCCCCUCCUGUCCUCAGCGGCAGCGACUGGACACUUGGUCCCCGAGAGCGUCCUUCAUCGAGCUGCUGUCAAAGUGUUCUGUCUCUACGUGUAUUUACAAUGGUCCAUUCGGCUGUAACAUCAUACCUCAGACCCAGGCCUAUGUAAUAAAAUCAUCAACCCAACGUUUCAGACGGAUCUAGGGUGUACAUAGAGAAAGGUUUGUGCAAUUUCACGAGAGAAAAAAAUACUCAGCAACUUGUUUACAUGGCAUUUGUGUAAAGGCUAAGAUAUCAUUUCAAUAAAAUGAUAUACGAAAUCUUCAGAUUAAUGACUGGCCACAGUAUUACAAAAAAAAUAAAGAAUUUAAUGUACAGUA